CGGAGCUGCUCCCCGCGAGAUAAAUUGUGAGUGGUACAAUUGGAGGAGUCGGGUACGAAACUGUCCUUUCUUGUUUCCUGUGAAGGACAGUUAACGGUCGCCCGCUUUUUUAAAAAAAACAAAAAAACAAACCUCCGGUCCUACCGUUACUGAUCGCCAACCGGGGGGACGUUUCUGUGGAGGUACUAUGUCUGGAAACAAAGACAGUGACGGCGGAUGGAGGAAAUUUGUGUGGAAUUCAGAGAGGAGCGAGUUUCUAGGACGAACAGGGAGCAGUUGGCUCAAGAUCUUCCUGUUCUACGUGAUUUUCUACGGAUGCUUGGCCGGCAUCUUCGUCGGGACCAUCCAGGCCCUGCUGCUGACGUUAGAUAACUACAAGCCCACCUACCAGGACAGGGUGGCCCCCCCAGGUCUGUCACACACGCCCCGCUCCGAGAAGUCCGAAAUCUCUUUCAAGAUGAGCGAAGCCGGCACAUACCAGAAGUACAUCGAGACCAUGGAGAAAUUUCUUAAGUUAUACGACUUAGAGAACCAGAACAACCUUGAUCAUUAUGAGGACUGUGGAGACACCCCCGGGCCAUACAAAGACCGCUCCGAUGGGCAAGAUCCACCAGGACAGAAGAAAAGUUGCCGUUUCCAGAGAACGCUGCUGGAAAGCUGCUCCGGGAAGGACGACGACACCUAUGGCUUUAAGCAGGGAAAUCCAUGCCUCAUUGUCAAGCUCAACCGGAUCGUCAACUACAGACCAAGGGCUCCCAGCAACGACACACUUCCAGAAGGUCUGAAGGGCAAAUCCUUCACUAACCUUAUCCCCAUCCACUGCAAGAAUAAGAGGGAGGAAGAUGCCGCCAAGAUCGGCGAGAUCAAGUACUAUGGCUUCAGCGAAGGGGGCGUGGUGGGCUUCCCUCUCCAGUACUACCCCUACUACGGCAAACAGCUGCACGGCAAGUACCUGCAGCCUCUGGUGGCCAUCCAGUUCACCAACCUCACCCUGGGGGAGGAGCUCCGCAUCGAGUGCAAGGUGUACGGCGACAACAUCUACUACAACGAGAAGGACCGCUAUCAGGGACGCUUUGACGUGAAGUUCACGGUGAACUCGUGACCUCAGGCACGACGAGCGCAAAAAUAAACCGUAGGGAGAUAUUCAAGAGUUCAGAUAAAAACACCACUAGUCUUUGAACAUUCAUUAUUUACAGGACCUACACUUAAUCUGUGUGCUUUACACUAGCUUCUCCGUGUUUUCUGUCCAGAGUUAGAAUGUAAUAUACAAAAAAAAAAAAAACACAAAAAAGUAGCAAUAGCAAAUAUUUAUUCUACUGUAAAUGAGAAGAAGAAGAAAAAAAUAAACGAUCCUUGAGCCAUGGGGUGUUCAUCGAUUACUGUAAAACUGCAGUUUCACUACUGAUGUGUAGCGAGUCGUGUCUCUGUCCCCCCUGGUGUUUCAUCCUCACGUGGUUUCUAUAUAUUUUUGAAGUGUCCAGAGUUUGUAGGCUAGUCCUGUCGUGAUCUCCCGUCUUAUGUCUGCUUUAGUGGUCCAAGGUGUGUGUGCGCGCGCGCUCGCUUGCUCGUGUCCGUGCAGGCGGUUGUAGUCCAUGUGAGUGUGUGUGCGUGGAGUGUUUGUCGAUGUGCUCCGACUAAACCCCAAUACUAGCAUGGUACUCUGAACCUUUAAGGCCCCGUGUGUGAGUAGAUGACUGCGCUCCAUCCCUUGUUUUUUUUUGUUUUGUUUUUUUUUCUGUUUGUUUUUUAAUGCAUUUCCUUAUUCGAGUUGGCUGUAGAAGAAUUUGUUUGCUCACGUUUUGUUCAGCUUUCACAGUUAGAUAGGUUUAGAUAACGUUUCUGUUUGAUACUCUUAACAUCUGUUCAUUCUUAAUUCAUAGUGUAAAGCUUUGUGGGUCCAGCCUAAGAAGACUGUCACCUCCAUGGAAACCGUGGCAACUCAGUGCUAUGAAAUCUGUUUUGCUGGAGACGUCACGUUCCGUGAUGUAACUUACUAUUGAAUGUUUUAGCCAUUUUCAUAAUGGAAGAAUUUUAUAUUUAUGCAGUUGUACAUUUUUAUUUUUUUUUUUUCAACGUGUGAUGUUUAUGAAUCCAAAACCAAAGUCGCUGGUCUAAAACUUAGAGAAAAAUCAGAGGCAAUGCAGUAUCCCAUGUAAUAAGGUGUUUUAGUGGGUGUGAAAAAUACUUAAUUCAAUGUUUGAGAUCAAAACACAUGUCAGGAGUCUGAUCUUGUCACUUUAUUUAAUCUGCAUAAGGCUGAAACAAUAAACAGAACAUUGAGACAA
This is a messenger RNA of Fundulus heteroclitus (mummichog), 2285 nucleotides long. RefSeq names its product ATPase Na+/K+ transporting subunit beta 1a (gene atp1b1a). Lineage: Eukaryota; Metazoa; Chordata; Actinopteri; Cyprinodontiformes; Fundulidae. The record is from RefSeq and is a predicted model, not a curated record. Gene Ontology annotation, cellular component: sodium:potassium-exchanging ATPase complex. Gene Ontology annotation, molecular function: ATPase activator activity. The transcript is spliced from 6 exons. Gene Ontology annotation, biological process: sodium ion export across plasma membrane; intracellular sodium ion homeostasis; potassium ion import across plasma membrane. The coding region runs from base 188 to 1102 and encodes 304 amino acids.